GCAAGCGGAGGAGGUACUAGCAUAAUGUAAUGAGCCGAAGCUGGGCUGUUUUGAGGAGUUAAAAGUUGUUUAUUUCACUCAACUGUCGGCCGACACUUGGACCUUUGAAUUAACUUUGAAUUAUACAAACUUGUAAGAAAUGUAGAGACUUUUUGGCCGCGUUUGUCGUUGCACGAUGGAGGAACCUGCGACAAGAGAGUUGGAGAUGUCUCUGUCAGACGGUACCUCGGACGACGAUAUGCCCUUAACGUUACCCACAGAGGGCAGCCACAGUGGGAGCAUCCGAAAGGGAUGUGAUCCGUUCGCCCAGACUCAGCGCAGUAAACUACAGCACCGGCGAGCUCGCAUCAACCAGCAGAUCAACAAGGAGAUGCGCAUGAGAGCCGGAGCAGAGAACCUGUUCAGGGCGACGACCAACAACAAGGUGAAGGAGACGGUGGCUCUGGAGCUCAGCUUCGUCAACUCCAACCUGCAGCUGCUUAAAGAGGAGCUGGAGGAGCUCAACAGCAACAUGGAGGUCUACCAAACAGACAGUGAGGCUAUCAACGUUCCCAUGAUCCCACUUGGAUUAAAAGAAACCAAAGAGGUGGACUUCACAGUUUCCAUCCAGGACUUCAUCUGUGAGCACUAUGGAGAGGACAGCUCACUCUAUGGCAAGGAGAUCAAAGAGCUUAUGGAGCUCAGACAGGCCAUGCGUACACCCAGCCGUAACCAGGCGGGUCUGGAGCUGCUGAUGGAGUAUUACAACCAGCUGUACUACCUGGAUCAGCGCUUCUUUCCUCUUCACAGGAACCUGGGUGUGCACUUCCACUGGUACGACUCUCUGACAGGCGUCCCGUCAUGUCAGCGCACGCUGGCCUUUGAGAAAGGAAGUGUGCUGUUCAACAUCGGUGCACUGUACACACAGAUUGGAGCACGGCAGGACCGCUCUGCAACAGCUGGCAUAGACCUAGCUAUAGAUGCCUUUCAGAGAGCUGCAGGUGCAUUUAAUUACCUUAAAGAGAAUUUCUCCAAUGCACCUAGUCUGGAUAUGAGUGGUCCGUCGCUCUGCAUGCUGGUACGUCUGAUGGUUGCCCAGGUGCAGGAGUGUGUGUUUGAGCGUGUCACACUCACCACACAAGACACACACUUUACUUCUCAACUCCGCCUGGCACAAGAGGCUGCAAGGGUGUCAGACGUUUACUUGUUAGUGCAGCAGACCAUGACGCAGCCUCUGAUGAAGGACUACGUGCCAUUUUCAUGGGCGUCCAUGGUUCAGGUCAAAUCUGAACACUUCCGCGCCCUCUCACACUACUACGCUGCUGUUGCACUCUGCGAUCACACAUUAUCUGCUGAGGAGGGCGAGGGUGAUGAAGAAGCAGAGACGGCUUUCCUCCAGUUCUAUGUCAACGUUCCUGCAGGGCCUACACUCAGCCAGGUUUUGCAAGAUCCUGAAAAAAGAAGAAAGCUUGGGAAAGCUCACCUGCGGCGUGCAGUUAUCAGACACGAGGAGGCCAUGCGGGUCCACAGUCUGUGUAAGAUACUGAGGAAGAUGGACAUCCUGCAGGACGUGCUGUCUCUCACACACAAACGCUCUCUGGACAAGUACUCUGAGCUGGACAGAGAGGACGACUUUGAUGAAACCGCAGAAGCUCCAGAGAUACAGUCUCAAACUCACCAGAAACCAGAAAUCAUUCCAACCAACUUCGCUACAGUCCAAGUCACUGAUAUCUUCCAAAGACUAGGGCCUCUGUCUGUGUUUUGUGCUCGGGCUCGCUGGGGUCCAGUUCGUCUGAUCUGCCUGCAGAGGGGAGAGGGGGGACUGGGCCUCACGCUCAGAGGAGACUCCCCCGUCCUGGUGGCAGGAGUGGUGCCUGGAGGCUGUGCAGCGGAGGCGGGACUAAGAGAAGGAGACUACAUAGUAGCAGUGGACGGACAGGACUGUAAAUGGGCCAAACAUAGCGAGGUGGUCCACAUGUUAAAGAGCUGCAGUGACAGAGGAGUGGAGCUCAGUGUGGUCACGUUACACUCGCAUGAUACACAGCAGGUGGAAAGGAGGGCCAUCAUGUUGUCCCAUGGCAGCGAUAAGGAAAACACUAGGCAGCGUCUGCUGGGUGGAGCUAAGGGCCAGAGCUCCGCCUCCUUGUUGAACUGGAACAGGAAGAAGAAGAGGGAAGGAGGCGGGGUCACUAAGAGACUGGGAAGCACUUUCAGUUUGUCGUUCGGAAGCAUCAGAGACACUGAGGCCAUGUACUGAGACACGACUGCAGAGGAACCACUCAGGGAACCACGGCAGUGGAGCACAAGCGAGCAUGAGGAGCACACUCAGAAUGCUGCACCAGCAAACACCAGCACGAGCUGCUGCUGCACAGAGCUCGGACAAAAAGAAAAACACAAGAAAAAACUGUUCCUGGCUUCUAUCUUGCUACAGCACAGUCCAUCUGGCAACUGUGUUUGCUAAUCAUAUGUGGAGCACACACAGCAGUUUUUACUUUCCACGUCCUUGAGACAAUGAAAGGAAAAGUUUAGAUGCAGGAUGCUAUCAAAUCAUUUUGAGACUUGCUCCUGCUUUGUUCUGUGCUAAAAAAAUACAGUGACGACAAAACGUGUGAUGCACAUGUGAUUUUAUCUAUCACCAGCUGGACUUCACUGUGAGACAGAAAGACACAGACAGAAUUAUUUUGAUUACUAAACUUCAUUCCAAUGUUUUUAACAGACUGUCUGUGAAAAACCAUUCCAAACAACUGGUCAAUCAGUAAAGCUUCACUUGUUAAAUUUAUAAAUACAAUCUAAAAAAAUAAUAUUUGCUGAAACUGUUACUACACAGCACUAAAUGAGACAAAAAAGCCCCAACAUUUUUCUGCCUUGUAGCACUUCUAAUGGUCUCACUGCAGGGAACAAAAACGACCAAUCAGAGCUGAAGAGUCUCUAAAGGGCCAUUUACACAGCAAUGUUGCUGCAAAGAUUUAAGAUUUGUUGCAGUUUGGCUUUUUGUUCACAUGACAACAGCUUUUUGGGGGCCUGAAAACACCACCCUUUCUGUCGCCGUUUAAACUGGCGAUGUGUGGAUCCUGUGAGAAUGAUGAUGUCACGGCCGCACUUUGUGCAUGGUCUUCUUCUAUGGUGUGUCAUUACAAAGUUACACUGCCGACUACUGGCCUGAUAUGCAUACUGCAGCAUUUUCGGUUGUUUUUGCAGAUGUGUGUACACAAGAAUUGUUCUUACAAUGUUAACAUAUGACAUAUUUUUAAUGUAAAGGAAAUUGUUUUCACUAGGGUAGUUCUUGUCUAAACGUGGCCUAAAGCAGGUGUCAAUCAAAAUGUUAUCAGAAACAUAUUGUAGUGAACUGUUUCGCUGUAAAGUGAGAAAGUUUGUGACCUGGCCGCCAUGUUGGAAACAGUCGACUGCAGUAUAGGCAAUGCAGUAACAGAUUUUGAUUCAUUUUUGAUCAGCGCAGCCUAGUUUGACAGUCUGACUGCAGUUGACCACAUGAUUGACUGCUGCGUUAGAGUCUCGUGGGCUCUGACUGGUUGGUGCUGAUUGCCUGCGGUCUGAUUCUAACGAAUGCCAUUAGAGGCAGCAGCAGGAGGAGGAAAUGGAUAUUAUUUUUUCACAGACUCUCAUGCGCCUCUUUCAAAUAUGAGGCUGGAUAAACGACAAGACGCGCCUCUUUCAAAUAUGUUUCAAACAGUUUCAGCAAAUAUAAAACAAAGUUAUCAGCUGUAGCUUGAAAAAACAAACGCAGCUUUUAAGUCUUAGUGAUACUCACGGUUUGUGAAUGUUGAGGUCUGAUGGGGCUGACUCAGAUUCAGACAAGCAGUCUGAACAGCAUCUGAGGAGAUAAGUCAUCUGGAAUUAGCUUUGUCAAAAUAAGUUUAACUUGAGUGGUCACAUGACUCAAACAAGCAUCUAUUCUCUGUAACAGCACACCCCAAAAACAUUAAAUAUACUGCUGUUUUAUUUCCUAAUGUUGAUUAUAUAGAAAAGCUGACAUUUGUGUCAGUUCGGCUCCCUGUAUCAGCACGUCUCGGCUAACGAUCCUGGACCGCCUCUGUCUGUAUGUGUCCAGUGUGUUCUUUAGAUGACUCAGCGCUAUGCGACACAGCUGUAGUGAAAAUUAAAGAAACUUCAGUUACUUCUUAACUUCACAUAAAGCACAUUUUUUGUAACAUUAUUA
Plectropomus leopardus (leopard coralgrouper) is the source of this 4156-nucleotide messenger RNA. Lineage: Eukaryota; Metazoa; Chordata; Actinopteri; Perciformes; Serranidae. The record is from RefSeq and is a predicted model, not a curated record.